Molecule: messenger RNA, 716 nt
Organism: Chinchilla lanigera (long-tailed chinchilla)
Lineage: Eukaryota; Metazoa; Chordata; Mammalia; Rodentia; Chinchillidae
Gene: Cfd
Product: complement factor D (adipsin)
Exons: 5
Coding region: 51-716 (221 amino acids)
Biological process (GO): proteolysis
Molecular function (GO): serine-type endopeptidase activity
Source: RefSeq, a predicted model, not a curated record
CAUAAAAGGCCCUGAGCCCCGCCUGGAUCAGUGUCCAGUCUGUGAUCACCAUGGCGGGCCUGGCGGUUCUGCUCCUCUUGGGAGCUGCAGUGUGUGCGGCGCAGCCCCGCGGCCGGAUCCUGGGCGGCCAGGAGGCCGAAGCCCACGCGCGGCCCUACAUGGCGUCGGUGCAGGUGGACGGCAGACACCUGUGCGGCGGCGUCCUGGUGGCUGCGCAGUGGGUGCUGAGCGCCGCGCACUGCCUGGAGGAGGCGGACGGCAAGGUGCAGGUGCUGCUGGGUGCGCACUCCCUGUCGCGGCCCGAGCCCUCCAAGCGCCUGUAUGACGUGAGUCGCUCAGUGCCCCACCCAGACAGCAGUCCCGACACCAUCGACCACGACCUCCUCCUGCUGCAGGUCAGCCCUGGCCAGCGGUGCCUCGCCCGCGGCGCUGGGUCCCCACCUCGCGCCCACCUCGCCCCUACCUCGCGGCCCGGGCCGGUGCUUCCCGCAGCGCGGCCCCCGGGUGCCUAUUGCACAAUUGCCACUCCUGAUGGGCGUGACCUCAGACCCACACAGGAAAGGUACCCCACGCUGACCUGCAGCUUGCGGCCGUCCUCCCGCCUCAGCCCCUCGGUGCCGGAGCUACUCACGCGGGCGGGCGGGGGCUCGGGGCCCUCGGGCAAGCUUCCUGGGCCGGCGGGAGAGAGACCUACAGCCCCGCCUGCUGUGGCCUAG